CAAAACUUCAAUUUAUAAAAUCUGAUUUGAAUACUUUUUGUUUGAAUUUAUCCCAAGCGUUUAUUAAUGGUAUGUAUUGUGAAUAUGACCGAAACCGACGCAACGAAACUACCUUUGCUGAUACCAGACAAGUUUGUACCGUACUUGGAGAAAUAUAGAAUUUACAAACUUUUUAAAGAUAUGGUACAAGACCUGGUGAUUAACUUGCCUCAAGACCAUUUGAAACAUAUGAAAGUUUUCCUCAACCAUCGUAUACUCAGCGGGAAAGACGCCGACCGUGUCAUUAUUUUAGUUUCGCCUGAACUCGACAUUGAUAUAAACGUUAUCGCUAAAGAUCUAAUAAAAGAUCUUGGCUUCUUCGUCAUCACUCGGCGCUGCGUGAUGGACCGCUACGAAAAGAGCGAUAACUACGUGCCUGGUUGCAUUUCACCCGUGAGGAUGGCAGAAGUUACCAAAUCUCUGACGAUGACAAAUCAGGUUGCGCAAAGCGGUUGGCUCAUGUUUGACCAUCCGUGCACGCUGCGCGAGGCGCGCUGCCUGCAGCAGCUGGGGGUACUGCCGACUAUGACGCUGGUUCUUACCCCGCCACCGCCGCACGCCCCCCGCACUGAUCAUCCCCACACCGCAAGGCGAUCUUUCUUUGACCAGGACUUCGAGGCACUCAAGUUUGCCUACAAGGCUACCUUGAAGGAGAUAUACGUGAACCCUCGUGAGGAUGCAAAGUGUAUAGAGAUGAAAUGCGUGCGGGGCAUCCGCGCUACGGCGGCGGGUGCGCACUCCGGUGCACGCUCGCUGGCCACGGUAGGCGCGCCCGGCAACUACCGAGUGCUGCUGAUAGGCCCGCGUGGUUGCGGACGCCGCCUGCACGCCGAGGCACUCGCUGACCGCUUCGGACUCGUACACUUGCACUUUAAUGAUCUCCAUAACGAGGCUAAGGAAGGCGACGACGAGAUUGGUGAGAAGUUGCGUAAUUUCGGACUGAGCACACGAUUGAGGGCUGAUAUUGUGAGGCGACGCUUAGCUAAAAAGGACUGCAUAGAUAACGGUUGGGUCCUCACCGGUUUUCCAACUUGCGGUGCUGAUUUUGAAAACUUGGACAACAUGCCCACGCCACCGAAUAGGAUAAUAUUCCUGAACGCGGAAUGGCAGACGUGCAAGACGCGCGUGUUGUCGCGCGGCGUGGACUGGUGCAGCGGCCAGCCCGCGCCGCUCGGCUCCGGUCCGCGCGUGCUCGUCCACCCUGAAGACGAUGAGGCCGCGCUUGACGCAGAGUUGGACACGUAUUUUACGGAGACGUUGGCAGAACUGCGCGCAGCUGCUGGUAUUAACGCUGAAGAAGUGGACGCAUCUAAACCAAUCGAUCAAGUGCAGGUAGAAAUCCAGGCAGCGAUCAUGGCGUCGCCAGCCUUCAACAUGGAGUUUGGAUCGCAGUUGACCAACAAUGUGCGCGGCGAUUAACCUCCAAAUAUUUAUUAAUUGGGUUUAAAUAAAAACCAAGCUUUAUCUUAUUAAAAAAUCUUUUUAUUUAUGUACUCCUCCGUACUUCAUUGAAAAUUAUUUAAAUUACUACAUAAUUAAUUACGAGCUAACAAUUUAUUCAGCAGUCUCAAAACAAUUAUACAGUAUAGAACACAGAGGUAGGUCGCCGAGAACUAGCAGACAUACAUAGGGUUGUGCAAACAGACGGGACCCAUUGAGAAAAAAA
Messenger RNA from Papilio polytes (common Mormon), 1705 nucleotides. RefSeq names its product adenylate kinase 8-like. Gene Ontology annotation, biological process: nucleoside triphosphate biosynthetic process. The coding region runs from base 67 to 1458 and encodes 463 amino acids. The record is from RefSeq and is a predicted model, not a curated record. The transcript is spliced from 11 exons. Gene Ontology annotation, molecular function: ATP binding; AMP kinase activity; nucleoside diphosphate kinase activity. Gene Ontology annotation, cellular component: cytoplasm. NCBI's taxonomy places the organism in Eukaryota, Metazoa, Arthropoda, Insecta, Lepidoptera, Papilionidae.